CACAGAAGCUGGAGAUCCGAUGCCACAGAUGUGCGCGCCUGAGCAGCGCGCAAAACACACCAGACAACAAUGAAAUGCAGCAGACAAUAGCUUGUAUCAGGAGUGCAAAGCUGUGUCAUGUUGGGGAACAUUUGAGGAACCGGCUCAUAAAGAGAUGUUUGGACCUCAAAGCAAAAGCUGCCCGUGGACUCCUAAAGCGAAACCAAAGAGCCACUUCACCACUGUGAGUAAAUAUGGAGAUACUGGAGUUGACUUUUUCCAUCACAAUAUGAGACGAAGGGAAACUUAAAAGACUUUUGACCAACAAGGUGAUUUAAUUCUGCACGUGACGCAGAGAAGUUUUACAUGCAUAUGGAGAUGUAUGGCAAAAACUGAUUUCAAACAAACUAACCCAAUACCUGAUGGACGUUUAGGGGUGGUUUGUAUGUAAAUGGAAUAUACUGGACAUACAGUCCUUUAUGCAUCUUGUAUGACAAGUUGUUUGUGCUUUUUGUUUGGCUCUAUUCAUAUGCGUAAUAUUUAUUUUUUUAAAUUCCGUUACGCACGUUUAUUAAUUUGGAGCAGAAGAGCAAGAUCAGGAGUGGGAACUCAGGAAAGGUCGGUGCUGUAUUCAAAAGAAUACUUAACAGACAGGCCCUUUUAGAGAGAAAACUAACGGGUCCCACUAUUGAGAACCUUCUGCUUUCUGUUUUAUUAACAACAGUGAUGUCAUACGGCACAAUUGUGUUAUUUAAAAGGAGAUGGAGUCUCCAAUAAACGCGCAUUCUAGAUUUGAGAUACAAAGAGAGCGGAAGGUCUAUUUUUAGGAGACCGGAUUGAAGAUUUCUUGGCUUGCAGAGUAGCUAAUGUGGAAAUACAUUGAGUUUUUCUUAGAGUUUCAGUUUGGAAACUCCUUGACUGACUUGAAAUGCUAAUUUUGUUCUGGAAGUGUGAUAUGUUUUGAUGUUUUCUCAAUAGAUCAAGUGCUUUGUGAUUGUAUUAUGCAUUGCUGUGAUGGACAGUAGAAAUGCCAUAACUUACAUCAAGCAUGAAUACUGACAGUUCUUGAAAUGUCCUACGCUAAUGUGUCAUAGAUGCAAUUGUUUAAUCUAAUGGCUCAUUUAUAGGAAGAAUGGGGCAUUUGGGCAAUAUAUUGGAUUAAAAGGAGUUAUGACUUCCUUUAGGGAGUCAAAACAAACAAAAUAUUGUCUCGAGUCUUAAAGUCUGUGGUGUAAUUAUAUAAUGUUGCUGAUUCAUCAGUAGAGAACAUUUCAAUUGACUUGUAAUAAGUAAAAAGAUUCCAUGCACUUUGGAUAAACCUCUCUGACCCAAGUGCGUCAAGUAAGGAUAGAAGAGUAGAGGAAUGUGCAAUUGACGUCAUGAGUUGAAAUAACCAACCUAAAAUGUUGGAACUGUCUAAAUACACAAGUUAAUUUUUCACCAUCAAGACGUCAGAUCUGGCCCAAUUUCCCCAUCCAAGCAGCUUAUUUUGAUAAUUUUUACAUUCAUCCUGGCUCAAGUCCAAUUGAAAUAUCAUGGCUUCUCCUCAACAUCAACAACUGCUGCUUCACAACAGUGAAGUGAGCUGCGACUCUAGUGGUGAUGGCGCUGCAUCCGUGCGCAUCAGUGGUACCAAACCACACAAACAGCAGCGCGGUAGUUUGGGCACCAGUGCUAUGUGCAGCAUUCUAGGGGGCUCCAAACACUGCAAAUACAGCAUCUCUUCCAGUUGUAGCUCAGGCGAGUCUGGCAUCCGCAAACCGGUUAUCAAAGGCCUGCGGACGCAAAGGAAAAUGCCACAGCUGUUUGAGAGGUCAGCCGGGCACUUUUGGAACCCCAAGUUUGAUUCAAAUAUUCUGGAGGAGGCCUGCCGCGAGCGCUGCUUCCCGCAGACGCAAAGGCGAUUUAGAUGCGUGUUGUUUUACCUGGCGGCCGCCAGUCUUCUGUGGGGCUUGUUCUUCAUUGUUAAUGCCAAUCGAUGUGAACAGACUGCCUUCUUGUUGCCCACGGCCUCGUUCCUACUCCUCUGUUGCCUCCUGUUCGCCUUUACUUUUACAUGGUUUUACGCCCACUGCUACACUCAGGCUUCACUGUUGCUAAUUGUGGUCACUUUCACCCUAACACUUGCACCACAAAUCCAAACGACAGGUUUUAGCGACUUCAACAAUCUUUCUAUGAAGGGUGAAGAUGUAGAGGACUUCAGUGGUUUUGAGAGUGGAAACUUAACUUUUGAGGCUCCCCAAAGUAGAAAUUCAAAGGCCCCAUGUUUAUCUCCAGUUGGCACCUUCUCGCUUGGCAUGGAAGUGCUUUUGUUGCUGUACAGUUUCCUCCAUGUUCGUCUGUACGCUUCAGUACUUCUCGGUUUGCUCUACUCCAUUUUGUUUGAGACACUUGGCUGGAUGCACUUGAUUCAUGGUCAUGAAUGGAGCCAUUCCACUGAGGAACAUUUGGAAACACUUUAUUGGUUGAUCCCUGGGAGAGUCAUUCUACAUCUUUGUGCCCACAUCAUCGGUAUACACCUUUUUAUUAUGUCAGAAGUGCGUUCACGAAGCACGUUCCUCAAGGUCGGCCAGGCCAUUAUGCAUGGGAAAGACUUGGAGGUCGAAAAGGCCCUGAAGGAGCGAAUGAUCCACUCCGUGAUGCCUCGUCGUGUUGCAGAUGAGCUCAUGAAGCAAAGCGAUGACGACAAUGACAAUUCAGUUAAACGUUACUCAACGGGAGCUGCAAUAGCCGGUGCUGCGAGCCCUAAAAACGCCAAGCGCAAAAAGAUGUCAAUACCGCGAGGGCAGAUUAUUUUUCGACCCUUCAAUAUGAAACGCAUGGAGCCAGUAAGCAUCCUCUUCGCAGAUAUUGUCGGUUUUACCAAAAUGAGUGCCAACAAGUCUGCGCAUGCGCUGGUGGGACUCCUUAAUGAUUUAUUUGGCCGUUUCGAUCGCUUGUGUGAGCUUACAUGUUGCGAGAAGAUCAGCACACUUGGGGACUGUUACUAUUGCGUUGCCGGUUGCCCUGAACCACGAGAGGACCAUGCCUAUUGCUGUGUGGAGAUGGGGCUUGGAAUGAUCCAAGCCAUUGAGCAGUUCUGUCAGGAGAAGAAGGAGAUGGUAACAAUGCGUGUUGGCGUGCACACGGGCACUGUACUUUGUGGGAUUCUCGGUAUGAAGCGUUUUAAAUUCGACGUCUGGUCCAAUGAUGUCAAUUUAGCCAAUCUCAUGGAGCAGUUGGGCUUUGCUGGAAAAGUUCACCUGUCUGAGGCCACGGACAAGUUCUUGGAUGAUCGUUACCUGCGAGAGGACGGGCGGGUCCCAGAAAGGAUCGGACCAAGUGUGGUUGCAGAUCAACUCAAAGGUCUUAAGACGUAUCUGAUAUCCGGGCAUAAACUGAAGCAUGCCCAGUGGAGCUGCCCGCAGUCUGGUGUGGCAGGAGCAGAACUCAGAAAUUCUACCAGUGCCACUUCUUGCUGCCGUGCCCUUGACCUCACGACCUCAGCCUGCGCUCUGACAACUGGCCCGGACAGAGUUAAAUCUGCCUGUCCCUCGUGUAAUGUGUUGACUUCUGAAGACGGGGCGGUUCUUAACAGUUGCACGGAUCCAGAUCACACGACCAUCAACAGCAAGGGGCCCCCAUGCCAGAGUCCCAAGGCCCUUAAUGGCUUGUUAAGCCCCCACCUGGAGCAGCCGCUGACCCACAGUCAGACGUCACUGUGCGAGAUGCUCCAGGAGAAGAAAUGGGGCGGAGGGGGCGGAGUCAGUGGAGGGGGAACUAUGGACCAUUCUGCCCUCAUCCCGCUGCGUUCCAAAAACUUCCGCGAGAGAAGCGAUGCUCACUUUGUGGAUGUAAUAAAGGAGGACAGUCUGAUGAAAGAUUACUUUUUCAAACCACCCAUCAACAAGCUGAGCCACACGUUCAUAGACAAAUCUCUAGAGUCGGCUUACAAGACCAGUUACCAGGAGGAGGUGGAGACACAGGCUCCUGUCCAGACCUUUGCCAGCCCCACAUUCAGCUCUUUUCUGGACAUGCUGCUGUGUUGUUGUGUUCUUCUGGCUCUCUCUUUGGCUUGCUUCCUGCGACCGCUGGUUACCCAUCAGCCACUGCCCACACCGGCCCUCAUUGUGGCGGCAGUGGCAGCCAUGCUUGAGUGUUUGGCCCUAUUGCUGGCUAUCCGAAGAGCAUUUUACCUAGGCGCGGUCCUGAACUGCACCAGAACUCUCCUUUGGGCGAUCUCUGGCUGGAUUCCCCGUCACAUGAUCGGAGCCGUGCUAGUGUCUUUACCUGCUGUGGCUGUGUUCUCACAUAUCACCUGCAAUAUGCAUCAAUCCAUACAGUUCACCAUGUUCACCUGCUGUGCUGUCAUAAUCGCCAUCAUCCAGUAUUGCAAUUUCUGUCAGCUCAGUUUCUGGAUGCGUUCAAGCUUGGCGACGCUAGCAGGACUCACUUUCCUUAGCGUGCUGUGGAGCCCCCCCUGCAGCACUUGGGAACGUUUGUUUUUGAGAUCCAGUGACUUCAACAGCAGUGAUAUUGACAUCCAAACCUCUGGAAAAUUUGUGGCCCAACCCCAGGACCUGCUCGGCCCAGAGGCAUUGGUGGCCUUUUUCCUGUUGAUUCUACUUGUCUGGUUCCUCAACCGCGAGUUUGAGGUCAGCUACCGGCUACACUACCAUGGAAACAAGGAAGCAGACCAACACCGCAUUAAGAUCCAAAAUAUGCGCGACCAGGCGGACUGGCUCUUGCGAAAUAUUAUUCCCAUCCACGUGGCCGAGCAGCUCAAGGUGACCCAGAGCUACUCGAAGAACCACGACAACGUGGGAGUCAUCUUUGCCAGCAUUGUCAACUUCGGCGAGUUCUACGAAGAGAGCUACGAAGGCGGCAAAGAGUGCUACCGCGUCCUAAAUGAACUUAUCGGGGACUUCGACGAACUCUUGCGCAAAUCGGACUUCUCCAACAUUGAGAAGAUCAAGACGAUUGGCGCCACUUACAUGGCGGCAUCAGGCCUCAAUACGCAACAGUGUAGCGACCAAGCGCACCCUCACGCCCACCUGCGAGCGCUGUUUGAAUUUUCCUUGGAAAUGAUGCGCGUGGUUGAUGACUUCAAUAAAAACAUGUUGGGUUUCAAGUUCAAGUUACGGAUCGGGUUCAACAACGGGCCUCUUACUGCCGGAGUUAUUGGCACCACCAAGCUACUCUAUGACAUUUGGGGAGACACGGUCAACAUUGCAAGUCGGAUGGACACUACAGGUGUUGAGUGUCGCGUUCAAGUUAGCGAGGAAAGCCAUUGCAUUCUCAGUGGAAUGGACUACGAGUUUGACUACCGUGGUACCGUCAACGUGAAGGGUAAGGGGCAAAUGAAGACCUACCUUUACCCAAAGAGCACAGACAGCGGUCCCGUGCCGCAGUACCAGCUCUCGGUCUCCCCAGAAAUACGAGCGCAGGUGGACGGUAGCAUCGGCCGCUCUCCCACCGAUGAGAUCGCCAAUAUGGUGCCUGCCGCCAAUGCCAGUAGAGUUGGUCCAUCAUUUUCUGUGAGCUCAGGUCUUACUGGACAAGGAUACAUUGGGAGAGACUUCACUGAGAAGGUACCUAGCAGUGACCGUACAUCCAAGACCCAGCGAUCUGCAUCUGCGGUUAGCCUGACUUGUAUACCAGAGACCAGCUUGAGUGGCAGUCCAGCUGCAUUUGGUAGACCACAAGACCCAACUAUGACCAGAAAACCAUGAAUCAAAGGCCACAACAAAGGAGAAUGAAGACGUAGAGUAUAUUGGUGAACUGACAAAACUUUGACUCUAAACAAACCAACAAUGUUGUUCUUGUUGGUCGUCCCUGCUUAGAAAAACAGCUCAAACCAGCCUAUGCAGGUUUGAUGGUAUUCGCUGGUUUAAGAUGGUUUCCCAGCCUGGGAAAGCUGGUCUUCAGCUGGUUUAGCUGGUUGGCCAGCUGGUCUCCAAGACUGACUAGCUGAAAAGUGCCCAAAAGCCCUUUAAAACCAGCAAAUAGACAAACCUGGGAAACCAGAUAAGACCAGCAAGCCACCUUGGGCUGGUUUAAGAUGAUUUUUAGCAGUGGUAACCCUUUAAAAAUGGGUUUGCAACCCUUUCCUUUGAGUUUUUAAGGAUAGGCAUGUUUAGGGAUGUACAUAUGCUAGCAUAGAUUUGCAUCUGUGUAUGUUGAGUAGAGAAGUUUCCUGAGUUUAAGCAUUUAAGCACAUAAUCUUACAAGUGUAUUGCAGCACAAACAGACCUAAAGUACCAUCCUUAAAGGGAUAGUUCACACAAAAAUGAAUCUUCUUUCGUCAUUAAUCACCGUUGUGUUGUUUCAAACAUGAAUGAAUUUCUUUCUUACGUGGAACACAAAAAGAGAUGAAUGCCUCAGUCACCAUUCACUUUUACUGUAUGGAAAAAAGAAAGAAAGUCAUACAGAUUUUGGAACAGCAGGAUGAUGAGUAAAUUACGACAGAAUUUUCUUUUUUGGGUGAACUGUCUCUUUAAACAGGCCACAAUUAUUUCCACUAAUUUCAUUUUAAACAUUAUUUCCCUCUAGCUCUUACUAUUGUCUGCAUUUUGUGAAUUAUUUUCUUUGUAAUGAAGUGCCUUUAGGAUGAUAACAAUAUAUUAGGCAUUUUCAAUCAAUCAAAUCUUGAAAAGCAUGUAAAUUUGAUGUUAGAAAAAAGCUUUAGUUUUUGUGGAAUUGUUUGAUAUAUUUUCGAAUAUUUGUAGAUAUUUCUGAGUUCUCAGUUCGAUCAGUAUUCUGAGGCUGCUUUGAAAAUUUUACAAAGUAAAUCUCUAUAUUGCAAUGAGUAUAUAUUGCAAUUUUUAAAAGAAUGGUGCAUGGUGGAAAGUGUCUGUGAAGAAGUAUUAGCUAAAUGGAAUAAAAUUAGAGCAAGCUAUGGGCUAAAUUCACCUACAGUUCAGAAUAUCAAACAUUUCUACUGUCUUUGUACAGUUUAUUUUAUUUUUUUAUUGUUUUAUUAUUAUUAUUAUUAUUGGCUAUUCAUUGUGCAAUAGAUUGUUUAGAGGGCUUACAAAACCUGAAUUGCAAACAUUGCAGAAUUUGCAGAAUUGCAAACAAUGAGGCUGUACAUAAUGUGGGAACUUUGCCUUAAUGCGAAUAAGAUCAUACCAACGCUUCGCAUUUAUUCUCUAUGCUUUGAACGUCACAGUAGCUAAUGCAUGGAUGCAUUUUUAGUCCUUUAAGACUGUUUAAAGGUAUAGGGAGUCAACAUUAACGUUAACAUGUUAAAGUCAACAUUCACUGUUACAUGUUCCUGGUCUUAUUGUGCACAAUUUAUCGGUGCACGCUAUUCUCAAAAAAGUCUUUGUAAUCUUUGCAGUAUAAAUGAAUAGUUUAGGUAAACCAGUAAAAUGGUUUGGGAACACACAGUCUCACGUUGACUUAAACUUUGAUAAUCAUUGCCUUUCAUGGCUGCACUGACAUCUUGGCGGAGAAAAGUGCAUUGCAUUUGUUAUAUUGUGAAGAAAGAAACUUUAUGGGAAAAGAUUGGGCAUUUUUGUGAUUGGAAAAAGAAAUCAUUUAGCCAAUUAAGUCACCGCAGUUGCAGAACAGUGGCAUGAUGACUGGCAUGAACACUGGUAAAAAGUGACAUGAAUUUACUGUGCCAGUUAAAUGUAAAAAAAACGUAUGUGAAUAUUAGAAUAGAUUAGAUAAUAGCUGUGACUCUGCCUGCUUGUCUGUAUAAUAGUAAAGGGUAAAUAAUUGUAUGGGAUAUUAGAAAAAGGUUUCAUAAAAUUAGAUUUGAAUAUUUUAACGUUGAGUCGUCGCUGUGUAAGUAACUUUGCACUGAUAUUGCAUCCAUUACAUGACUGUCACUGCUAUAGAAUUUUGCCCUUCGAUAACAAUUUUAGAUAUAUUUUUCCCCUUAACCUUUGGCUGUAUAACAGGCAACAUGUCUUAAUUUAAAAGGGUUGUGUGCUUAAAGGGAUAUUUCCCCCAAAAAUGAAAGUUCUCUCAUCAUUUACUCACCCUCAUGCCAUUCCUCAUGCCGAUGUGUAUGACUUUCGUUCUUCUGCUGAACACAAAUGAAGAUUUUUAGAAGAAUAUCUCAGCUCUGUGGGUCCACACAAUGCAAGUGAAUGGUGACA
This is a messenger RNA of Myxocyprinus asiaticus (Chinese sucker), 8069 nucleotides long. It is a transcript of the gene adcy9b, whose product is annotated as adenylate cyclase type 9. Gene Ontology annotation, biological process: intracellular signal transduction; cyclic nucleotide biosynthetic process; adenylate cyclase-activating G protein-coupled receptor signaling pathway. Bases 1515 to 5690 code for a protein of 1391 amino acids. The record is from RefSeq and is a predicted model, not a curated record. Gene Ontology annotation, molecular function: adenylate cyclase activity. Lineage: Eukaryota; Metazoa; Chordata; Actinopteri; Cypriniformes; Catostomidae. The transcript has 10 exons.